This is a messenger RNA of Dovyalis caffra, 675 nucleotides long. NCBI's taxonomy places the organism in Eukaryota, Viridiplantae, Streptophyta, Magnoliopsida, Malpighiales, Salicaceae. The record is from the annotation of a GenBank genome assembly.
AUGGAUUCUUUGAGACUAAUGAUGUUGUUUUUAUUUUCUUACAUCCUUCUGCACUUGCCUUCUCUAAUCGUUGCUCAACCUGACUUCGCGAACAUGCACUGUUCAAAUGAUGUUGGUAACCACACUGCUAACAGCACUUUCGGAAGAAAUCUCAACUGCCUUCUGUCUUCGCUGUACUCAAAUACACAAAGCGAUUAUGGAUUUUAUAAUCUAUCUGUUGGCGAACCUGGACCUGACAAAGCAUAUGCAAUCGGACUUUGCAGAGGAGAUGUUGGAUUAGAUGACUGUCAAAGUUGUAUUAGAAACUCUACGCGUAAGAUCUUACAGGUUUGUCCUAGCCAGAAAGAGGCAAGUGGAUUUUAUGCUGCCUGUAUGCUACGGUAUUCCAACAAAUCCAUAUUUGGUGUCCUGGAAGACAGUCCAAUAUUCUUCAUUUGGGACCAAUGGUACCGAAAAGCCUCAGAUGUGAAUCAGUUCAAUCAGGCUCUUCAACCGUUACUGGGUAGACUUCGAGACACAGCUGUAUCAGGGAACUCUCAUCGAAAGUUUGCGGCAGGAAACGUAAGUGCUGGAUUUGAUAGAAUAUAUGGACUUGUUCAAUGCAUGCCUGAUUUGUCUUCGGAUCGGUGUGAUAGUUGUCAGACCGUGUCUCUUUUUCUCUUUCUCAUCUUUUAA